AUGGCCGACAAACUCACACUCGCGGUAUCCAACCGCGCCAAAUCUGGCACAAUCAAGAAGCUACCAGCAUCGAUCGACAUCACGACGUCGACCACCAUUGAGGAACUGCAGCAGAAGCUGGCCAAAGCUUCGGGCGUCAGGGACUACAACCGCAUUGGCAUCUUCGACCCAGUGACGCGCAAGAUCAUCCGGGACCGCCGCGCCGUGCUGGGUGCCCAGGAGAAUGUCGUGGCCUCCAAGGCCAUUCUGGUGCAGGAUCUUGGUGCUCAGGUUGGAUGGCGGACGGUGUACCUUAUCGAAUACGCAGGCCCGCUCCUCUUCCAUGGCCUAUUGUUCUACCUGCGUCCAAUCAUCCCGCUGCCGCAGGCCUUGAGCCGCGGCCAGACGGCGUCCCGCAGUGACCCGGUCACCGACAUCCAGCGGCUCGUUUACAUCCUGUUCCAGCUGCACUUCGUCAAGCGAGAGCUCGAGACGGCGUUUUUGCAUCGCUUCUCCGCCAACACCAUGCCCGCCCGCAACAUCGUCCGCAACUCGGCGUUUUACUGGCUCCUGGCCGGCUUUGCCUGCGCCUGGUCGCUCUACGCGCCCCUGUCGCCGUUCCGCGUGUCGUCCCAGUUCCCGGCGGCUUCCCCGCCGCGCUCCGGCUUUGGUUCGUCACCCCUCGACUAUGUCGGCAUCGCCCUGUACGUGUUUGGCCAGAUUGCCAACUUCUCGGUGCACUGGCACCUGGCGCAUCUGCGGUCGCCCGGCGGCACGGAGAAGAAGAUUCCCAACGCGUUUGGCAGCAGCCUGGUGACGGCGCCCAACUACAUGUUUGAGAUUCUCACGUGGUUGGGUGUGAUUCUGAUUUCGCGGGACAUCGUGGUGGUCAUUUUCAUCAGCGUGGGCAUGCUCUACAUGCGCAUGUGGUCGCGGGACAAGGAGCGGGCGCUGCGCCGUCUGUUCCCCGACAAGUACAAGAAGAAGAAGUACACCAUGUUUCCGGGCCUGAUCUAA
Molecule: messenger RNA, 996 nt
Organism: Sporothrix brasiliensis 5110
Lineage: Eukaryota; Fungi; Ascomycota; Sordariomycetes; Ophiostomatales; Ophiostomataceae
Product: enoyl reductase
Exons: 2
Coding region: 1-996 (331 amino acids)
Biological process (GO): very long-chain fatty acid biosynthetic process
Molecular function (GO): oxidoreductase activity, acting on the CH-CH group of donors
Source: RefSeq, a predicted model, not a curated record